Messenger RNA from Uloborus diversus, 1338 nucleotides. Its product is annotated as leucine-rich repeat-containing protein 69-like. Gene Ontology annotation, molecular function: protein binding. Lineage: Eukaryota; Metazoa; Arthropoda; Arachnida; Araneae; Uloboridae. The record is from RefSeq and is a predicted model, not a curated record.
CUACUUUUACUUUUAAUUUAUUGAAGAAAGAUGCCUACGGCUGUUGAAAUUUGUUUUCUCUAUUUUGUUGGAGGAGUGUGAUGUAAUAUGGAAUUUAAUAAUGGUUAACAUUUUCCAUUGCUACGAAUUUUUGCUAUUAAGGAAACUAGAUAACGAUCUUGAUUUCUGGAAUAAAAUCAAAGGAAGUGUACUGAAGGAAAAUGAUUAUUCCUUUAAGACUGUUCCUCCUGAGCUGUGGUUUGUAGCUGUCACUAUAUCUGAGACCAGAGAUCGGUUUCCUUCCUUCCUAAGAAAAACUGUUCUGAAGAACCCUUAUUACCUACCUAGUCGAGCAGACUGCAUUCUUAGCAGAUACUUGCACUAUCAUGACUUUGUUGAAAUGCACCUGGAUAGCAUAUUCAAGUAUGGGGAAAACUGUAUCUUGCCCAAAGAGCUCUUUAGGUGUCCUAACCUGAGGGUUUUAUCUCUGAAGUGUAACUUCUUGGAGCAGCUGCCCCCUGAUAUUGGAAAACUGCAAAAGCUUGAAUAUUUGGCUCUGACAAACAACAAACUUCAAAAUUCAGCUUUACCAUACAGUUUAUCAUUUUGCUCAUCACUAAGGAUAUUAAUGCUUGACAAUAAUUGGCUCGAUGCUUUACCUGGAUUUCUGUUAGUUAUGCCUAAUUUAAGCAAAGUUCAUCGUCAUGGCAACCACAAUUACUUCAAAGCAACAUUUAUGUGGUAUCAUACAGAUGUCAAUGAAAGAAUUCUUCCAAUUCCUGGUUGCUCACCAUGCACGAGAGAAUUACAGACACUGAAGAUGUUGUCAGCAACAGCAAUUAUUGCCAACAAGAUAAACUUUUUUGCUGGUUCCAUGGUUCCUCCUGUACUUGUUGAUUAUUUAUGUGGCAUUUACUUUAAUUUUAACUUGUGUUAUAAGUGCUGUUCUGCAAAUCUCAAGUCAAAAUCAGGCUAUAAAGUCUAUACUUUCAAGAAUCCUUACUUGGGAAAUCACUGCGUGCCUUUUCAGCAUUGGGCAUGCAGCAUCAAAUGUGCUGAAGAUAUAGAAGUUCCUGCCAGAGAAGAACAGAUACUUGCUUCCAUGGAACAGGACAGAAAAUAUCUCCAGCACGUGCAGGAGGCACUCGACUCGACGAUGUACCAAGAUAAAAGUGGCAUUAUAAAUCUCAAUUGUUGUAUACUGUGAUCUCAUGUAUGUGUUGUGCAUAAACGUGAAAUUAUUUAAGAACUGUUAUGAUGUACCAAAGGAUAUUGUUGUCGAAAUUUUAAAUUUGUAAAUUAGAAUUUUAUAUGUGCUGGAAUAUCACAUGAAAUAAAAAUUUAGCUAUAUCUUUAAAA